UAAUCCUUACAAGAAUGUCACUAUAAAAAGGCAAAGCAAUAAUAUAUGAAUCAACCAACUUUUCUCUAGAAACAGUUUUCUACAUAGUUGUAUAAUAUGGAAGAGGAAGAAGCAUCAAAAGAUUUGUUUGGCAACUUACCAGAUGAAAUCCUUUGCCAAAUCAUUUCUUUCCUUCCUAGCGAAACAUCACUCGAAACCAGCUUCAUCUCGAAAAGAUGGAGAGGAUUGUGGAACAUAGUUUCAGUUCAACAAUCAACAAUAGUUGGCAUUGACACUGCUGUCACUAAAUUCCUCACUCGAUUCGACAAACUCAAUCCUUUAAGCCAUCCUAGGCGGCUGCAGUUACAAGAUGGCGAAAACAAACUACUCUUAGCUACACUUGCAGCCAACAAUAAACUCAGAGUUGAUUUUUCAGCUAAGGAGAAAGAAUUUCCAAGCCAUUUUGAUUUGAAGCUGCAGCUAAAUCAUCACCAUAAUUAUGCUAAAAAUCUUUGCUGUUCCACUACUUUCUAUGUCAAAACUCUACAUCUCGAAUCAGUUGGCUUUGCCACCAAGGAGGCUGUUUCUUCUCUUGUCACUAAAUUUCACUUCCUUGAGAGCUUGAAAAUCAUCAAGUGCAGUGGCUUGAAAUCUCUCCAAAUUGAGUCAAGUAGUCCAAAGAUUGUAAACUUGACAAUUUUGGAUUGUCCUCAUCUAGAUUAUCUUCACCUUAAAACUUCCAAACUUAGAUCCUUUCGAUAUCGGGGUAAGCUCCCAAGAAUUUGGCCUGAAUAUCAUUUUAAUUUGGCAGAUGCCAUGCUUGAUUUCAGACAAGGUCCUAGAACAGAUAGUGUCAUUAGUAGUAGUGACUUUGACCCUGCCAUGUUAACCAUAAAAAAUGCUCAAGUUAUUACUCUCUGUAGGUGGACUUUCGAGACCUUGAUAUGGCCCUCACUUUUUCCCAUGGGAGAGACUUUUCAAUUCUACAAGCUGCAUGAACUUUGGUGGAUUGAUUACUCAGAGGAAGAUUACAGCACAGAUUCCUUAAUAGCCUUUCUAAAACUUUGUCCUGCCUUGGAGAGGCUAUUUGUAACUGUUGACCCCCAAAGCUAUUUGGUGCCAAGAAUGAGUAGAGUCUCAAAGAAAUCUACUAGCCAUACAGAACUUGGUCAUCUCAAAGUGGUCAAACUUGAGGGUUUUAAGAAGCAAGAGGAUGAGAUUACAUUGAUUAAGAAUAUAACAGAGAUACUCACAGUAGAGCCACUUAUUAUUAUAUCAGCAUCAGAAGUUUCUACUGACGGACCUACUCCUAAACAUGCUCAAAUGAGUCUUUGACUAGUACUUAAAAUUUUGUCAAAUUUAUAUUAUAGAGAGGAUGCAUAUGUAAUAAUUUUGAACUAUGAAUGGUGUGAUAAGUUGACAAGUUAUGUUGUAUUUUGUCCAAAAAAAUGUCAGCAUAAUUACUAGUAUUAGGUUUUAGAGUAAUUAGCAUGCUAAAGAGAUAAGGUUGUAAUAAAAUUAUGAUGAUGAGGAACAAUUCUAUUUAUUUGCUUCACAGUGUCUAAGAAUUGGCAACUGGUUCAAGAUUUUCAGAGCCAUGAAAGAAAAAAAAUGAUGAUGAGGAACAAUAAAAUAAAUUGUUGAUUUGCAAAGUCUGUUUACAAUCAGCUAAGUAAGUUUUUGGGGGGGUGUAUAAAGCCUAGUGAACACAAUACAUGAUACAUAGACUAAAAAAGCCAAAAGCCAAGAAAAAAUAUAAAAUAAUAAAACCUUUACUCAAUGAUCUAAAGCUAACUAUUUAUCUAUCUACCUCUUGGAUCGAUUAACUGUGAAAAAACAGCACUAGAAGUUGCAUCAGAUUCUUGGUCAGUACUCAUGAAGUGCAGAGACAUAUGACAAGUGUCAUCAGCUUCUGUUUGGGGAAGCCAUUCUGGAAUAUCAGGAAUAUAGUUAGCACUAUUCUCAGCUGACACAGUCUGUACAGAAGCCUCUUGAAGCUGAAGAGCAUACUCCAAAUUCCACAGAACAUCUCCCAUUGUUGGCCUCUCAACACCAUAUUCAGCCAAACAUUUCUCAGCUGUUUCACCAAACUUUCGAAGAGAGUCAAGGUUUAUUGAUUCAAUCAAGUGGGGGUCAAUAAUCUUCUCCAAUCUUCCUUUCUUUUGCCAAUUCAUAGCCCAUUCUGCUAUGUUAACUUGUUCCCUUGGAAGAGUGGGAUUUAUAGCAGGCCUAGCACACAAGACCUCCAUUAGUACUACUCCAAAAGAAUAAACAUCUGAUUUCUCUGUAAGCUGCUGACGGCGAUAGUACUCUGGAUCAAGAUAUCCGAAGCUACCCUUUACUGCUGUGCUCACAUGAGUUUGAUCAAGAGUAGGGCCUAGCUUGGAGAGUCCAAAAUCAGCCACUUUCGAAGUGAGAUUCUCAUCAAGAAGUAUGUUUGUUGUCUUGACAUCGCGGUGAAUAAUGAUGUCUGAUGCUCCUGUAUGAAGGUAAUGCAGCCCCUUUGCAGCUCCAAUGCAGAUUUCUAGCCUUUGUUUCCAAGUAAGAGGAGAAAUGUUAGAGCCAUACAAGUGUUUCCUGAGAGGACCACCUGCCAUGAACUCAUAAACAAGAAUCAUCUCAUUGAGUUCCUCACAGUAGCCUAUGAGAGAAACCAAGUGUCUGUGGCGAAGCUUUGAUAGCAUUAGAAUUUCUGUUCUGAAUUCAUUAAGUCCUUGUUGUGAUCUCGGGUUUCCUCGCUUUACAGCUACAACAGUUCCAUUUUCAAGGACACCCUUGUAAACUUUUCCAAAUCCUCCAACUCCUAGAAGAAAGCUC
This is a messenger RNA of Cannabis sativa, 2796 nucleotides long. RefSeq names its product F-box protein At2g39490. Lineage: Eukaryota; Viridiplantae; Streptophyta; Magnoliopsida; Rosales; Cannabaceae. The record is from RefSeq and is a predicted model, not a curated record. The transcript is spliced from 3 exons. Gene Ontology annotation, molecular function: protein binding. Bases 97 to 1314 code for a protein of 405 amino acids.